AUGGAUAGAAACAGGAAGUUGGCUAAGGAAAAUGCUGAGUUGAAGAGGGCGCUGGAGGCGGCCGAGAGGGAGGAGCAUAGGCUCGUGAAGCGUGCUCUGAUGGUGGAAUACUACACCUCCAUCGAGUACGACAGAAUGGUGGGAGCAAUAGAUGCAGCCAUCCUCAGCAUUAGUGAAAUUAGCAAAAAACUAUCCAACCUGAGGAUUGAACUCACAGAAGAGCAGACCAAGAUAGCCCAGAGGGUGUCAAAUGGAACUGCCUUGGUGAACAUCAGUUUCAUCAGUGUCCAAAACAGCAACCAAAUCAACAUCAAGAAACAGCCGUAA
Molecule: messenger RNA, 327 nt
Organism: Enterospora canceri
Lineage: Eukaryota; Fungi; Microsporidia; Enterocytozoonidae
Source: the annotation of a GenBank genome assembly